This is a messenger RNA of Carassius gibelio (silver crucian carp), 2572 nucleotides long. It is a transcript of the gene pm20d1.1, whose product is annotated as peptidase M20 domain containing 1, tandem duplicate 1. The record is from RefSeq and is a predicted model, not a curated record. Gene Ontology annotation, biological process: amino acid metabolic process. The transcript is spliced from 13 exons. Gene Ontology annotation, molecular function: hydrolase activity, acting on carbon-nitrogen (but not peptide) bonds, in linear amides. Bases 125 to 1672 code for a protein of 515 amino acids. NCBI's taxonomy places the organism in Eukaryota, Metazoa, Chordata, Actinopteri, Cypriniformes, Cyprinidae.
UUUUACCUUUGUGAUUGGCUCCACACCAACCCAGGCCCCUUAUGUUGCAUCACCAGUUGACAAUAAGGCUAUAAAAAUGUGAACCCUGAUCAUGCAGAUGUAAUUCCUCCUGAACUUCUGAAAGAUGAAGACCAAAAUCACUAAGAAGACAAUUUUGAAGUUUUCUGGAAUACUGCUGUUAAUCCUUGUGCUUCCAGUUUUAAUUUUAUUUGCUGUUGUGAUUGGUAGGGCGUUUACAUUUAAAGUGAACACCGAACUUGGACAAUGGGAAAAUGCAACAACAAUUUAUCCCAGUUUAAAUCCAGAACAGAAAAAGCAGCUGCUGGAAAAUUUCAAGGUGGCAGUUCAGAUUCCCACAGUGUCAUUUUCAGAGUCAGACCAGAACACAACUGCCCUGCAAGAGUUUGACCUACUACUGAGGAGAGUCUUCCCAAAGGUCUUCUCAUCCAGUGUGGUCCAGCAUGAGAUGGUGGGAAGCUACAGCCACCUGUUGACUGUAUCGGGAAGCGAGGCUGAUCUGGAGCCCUACAUGCUGCUGGCACACAUUGAUGUAGUGCCGGCCGAUGAGGCAGAUGGGUGGGAUGCUCCUCCUUUCUCUGCUCAAGAGAUCAAUGGCUUCAUUUAUGGACGAGGAACCAUCGACAAUAAACAGUCUGUGAUGGGGAUCCUUCAGGCGUUGGAAUACCUGCUGGAACGAGGUUACACUCCUCGGAGAAGCUUCUACAUUGGCUUGGGUCACGAUGAGGAGAUCAGUGGCCCACAAGGUGCUGUGAAUAUCGUGAAGCUCCUGAAGAGUCGUGGGGUGAAGCUUCUGUAUGUUUUAGAUGAAGGUCUCACGAUCAUGGAUGGUGUGGUAGAUGGCCUGAUCGGACCUGGCGCCCUAAUUGGUGUGAGUGAGAAAGGUCAGGCCACAGUGAAGCUGAGUGUCAGCAGCGCUCCAGGACAUUCAUCCAUGCCUCCCAGAGAAAGCAGCAUCGGCAUCUUGGCUUCAGCAGUUGCAAGGUUGGAGAAGAACCGGAUGCCCAAUCUUUUUGGUCAUGGUCCAGAGCGUGCCACAUUUGAGCAUCUGGCACAUAAGUUUGGCUGGCCAUACAGAAUGGUCAUGUCUAAUCUGUGGCUCUUCUCUUCACUGCUCAGCAGUGUUUUGGAAGAACAGCCAGACACAAAUGCAUUUGUGAGGACAACAACUGCUGUCACAAUGUUUAACUCUGGUGUUAAGAUCAAUGUAAUGCCAGCAUAUGCAGAGGCCUUUGUCAAUUUCCGCAUUCACUCUUCCCAGACACUACAAGAGGUUCUAAAGCUGAUUGAAUCCACUAUAUCAGAUGAGCGAGUGAAGGUAGAGUUUGUCAGUGGAUUCGACCCGCUGCCCAUUAGCUCCUAUGAUGAGGAUACAUUCGGCUACCAGAUCAUAAAGAAAACAGUGCAUGACAUUUUUCCUGAAGUCACUGUAUCUCCUGGUGUCUGCGUGGGGAACACUGACAGCCGUCACUACACAGAACUGUCUCCGGACAUUUAUCGUUUUGCCCCAUCAUGGUACAAACCUGGAGAUUCUGCAAGAUUUCAUGGUGUGAAUGAGAGAAUCUCCAUCCAGAACUAUGAAGAGAUUGUGCAGUUCUACUUUCAGCUCAUGCAGAACAGUGACAUCAGGAACUUGCCAGGACCUCGCACCUAAACCUAAAUGUUUCCUAAACAGCAAAUAAGCAUAUACAGUACGAAUGAUUUCUGAAGGAUCAUGUGACACUGAAGGCUGUAAAUUAAUUACUAAUAUUUUACUAUAUUGCUUUUUUUACUGUAUUUUUGAUAAAAUAAAUGCAUCUAACUUUGGAAAAUUCUUGUAAAUAUAUUUUCUUAAUUUGCUUGUGGAAUUACAUAAUGGAUAAUAAUAAAAACGUGUGUGUUUUUUUUUUUUUUUUCUUUAGUUAGUUUUCCCAGGGUGAGUCAACUUUCUGCUACAUUAAAAUACAAAUCACAAGGUUACUCAUGCCAUACCAAUGGAAAUGUUAUUAAGAUAUGACAAGUAACAUUUCCUUCCUUCAUGCUAAACCACAGUGCUUGCACUUAUUAUUUUAAAGCUGUUUUAGUUUUUAAAGUUCAAAAGGGUAACCUAUGCAUCUUCUGUCUUUGCAAAAUACUCCUUGCUAUAUUGCAAUUAUCAGAUUUUCUUGUUAUUGAAAAAAAAAUAUCUGAAAUGCUGUUUACCGGUUAUUUUGUUAGUGCAGAGUAACUGGAGGCUAUAGGUCUGAGGCCAGUCGCUGCACAUGCAGAGAUUCUCUGUGAGUGGAGGACAUCAGCCGGUUUAUUGUUUGUCUGCACAGAUCACUGCUCUUCUUCACUGACUAGACAAUCUUAGGUCGCAGGUUAUUGCAUCUUUAUGUAAUAUUUAUUCUGUAUGUCAAAGUUUAUAUUCUUGACUUUGCUCUAUCAAGCUGUCAAUGAUUAAUAAUUCUAACAUUACAUAAAAUGGACCAGUAUGUAAAUGUUUAUGGAUCUGUCUGAGAGGAUAGUUGCCCUAUAAAACUAUCCUGUAAAGUCAUCAAGUUACAAAGAGCAGAUAAAGACUUCUUCAAAAUGA